CCUGCUGACAGUGUGGAGCUGAUGAGAGAGACAGAGAAGGUGGAGUGGGCCUCAGACAAACAUACAUAACAUAGCGGGGACUGGACUCUUUCGGCCCUGUGGCUGACUCCGGCUGGUGUGGUACCUCACCGCUCUGCGCAGGGAGGAGAGGGCCAGAGGGAUGAUAGAAGCGUAGAGGCGAAUCUGAGCCUGAAUGAAAAGAGCAACAUUGUGUUCACACGACCAGGCAGAGACCCAAUUAAGCGCCCCUUUAACUCGGAUACAGGGAGGCAAAGAGGAGACUCGGGAGUGGAGCUGAGACGAUCCUAACAUUAGGCAGCUAUGGCAGAUGCAGAGCUGGACUUUCAGACUGGUGAUGCCGGGGCAUCUGCCACUUACCCCAUGCAGUGCUCUGCUCUGCGAAAGAAUGGCUUUGUUGUGCUGAAAGGAAGACCCUGCAAGAUUGUUGAGAUGUCUACCUCCAAAACUGGCAAGCAUGGUCAUGCCAAGGUGCAUCUGGUUGGUAUUGACAUCUUCUCUGGGAAAAAAUAUGAAGAUAUCUGUCCUUCCACCCACAACAUGGAUGUCCCUAACAUAAAGAGAAUGGAUUACCAGCUGAUUGGGAUCCAGGAUGGCUACCUCUCUCUGCUACAGGACAGCGGUGAGGUGAGAGAGGACCUGAAGAUUCCUGAGGGAGAUUUGGGAAGAGAGAUCGAGAGCAAGAAUGAUGCUGGAGAGGAGAUCCUGAUUACUGUUCUUAAUGCAAUGGAUGAAGAAGCUGCAGUCGGCAUCAAAGCCCUGGGUAAAUAAGUCCCCACAGGUAAAUACAGAGCGGUGGUGCUGCAGAUGCCCCGAGCCUGCCCCCGAGGCCAUGUGUCUGUCUGUGUAAUAUAUGCGCGUCAAUGUCAAUGUGGGUUUGGGUGUCACACUACAGGGUAUAGCAUGAGCCCUCCCACUGCACUCUGUGAUGUGAUGUGAGCCUCUGCUGUGAAAAGGGGAAGGCAACUCUGAGCAGCAGCCAAGGUUGUCAUUAUUUACACUGCACAAAGCGAUAUCAAGGCAAGUUCGAAUGACUUGAAUUUAGAGCAGAUUCAACUUUACAAUUAGAAUGAGCUACCAAUGUGUUUUUCUUAAUUCAAGCAAUGUUUUGUUUCUUAUUUUAAGUACUAAGAGUUGUUGUUUUUCUUAUCUUAAGUGUAGCAUAUUAUUUUAAAUACAAAAAGUCUUGUUCCAUUGGUAGAUCAUUUUACUUGUCAAGUGAAAUUUAUUCAAAUUAUGAUAAAAAAUUCUUAAUUCAAGUAAUCUUAACUUGGUUAGAUUUAAGUUUUUGCAGUGUACCUCAACUGGACAGCACAUUUUGUUAUAUAUAUGUUAUAUGAUGUUUUACUGGGACAAAUGUUAAGAUUUUGUAUUAUAAUAUUGUUUUUCUUAUCUCAAUGCUUUUUUUUUUUUCUUGUUUCUUGUUUUCUGUUAUAUUUAAUAGUGGAGAUAUUGGUAAAGUCCUGUGUGUUACUGCGGAUUUGCCUACCCCUUAAUGUUCUGUAAUGUUGUUAAUGGUAUUGUGUGCAUGUUUGUUAUGGGGAUGACAGUUUCAUAUUUUCUUUAUUUAAGUUAACAUAAAAGGGUUGGUUCUGGGAUGGAAGUGUUUUAUUUUUUACCCAUGUCUAACUUUGUAGUCCAUUUGCAUCCUCAUAUGUUCAUAUGAGAUGGUUUUACAGGAGGUACUGGCUGUAACUAUUUGAUCUUUAAUGUUUCAAGUCUGCUAACUGUGGGUUCUAGACUAAAUUGCUCAUAUUAAAGCUUUUAUAGCAGAGUGAAAUAUCUGGUCCAGUCUGUCCGUUGUGCUACUUUUCCAUUUUCCUUUUCACCCGAUCUCUCUCUAAAUCUCAAAUCUUCCAUUUUAAUUCUUUUUCAGGGAUAACACGAUGCACUGGACCUGGGGCAAAGGAGGGGAUAUUGCCUCAUCUAUGCUAUCUUCCCUCUUUUUCUCGAUUUUGUCUGUUUUUCAUAUUUCCCCUUCUCCUUACCUGAUUUUUAUUUUAAAUUAGAGAUUAUUUAAUUAUUCAAUGAGAUAACUAUGGUGUGAAUGAAAAGUAAUUACUUACUAUAAGAAACUCAAGGUGUAUAAUACUGAUAAUACAUAGAAAAACAAGAGAUGCCUGAUUUACCAAGGGCUUCAAAAUCACCUCCAGUAUUCUGUUCAGUUUGUGCCACAGUUAGUUCACUGGCAUAGGUGCCAUACAUACCAGAGUGUAGCCUGGAAAAUUCAGACUGAAGUCCCCUGAGUGAAGUCAUGGCUGGCCAGGCUAAUCAGACUGUUUUUGCCUACAGGAAACAGAUCUCUCUGCUGCUUGUGGUACUUUCAUUAAACUGGCCUAUAAAACAGAGCUCACCAAGGUUUUGUUUGUUUUGUGGGGCUUCAAUGUGAAUAAAUCCAAUCAUGUUUUAACAUUCACGUUUUGACAGAUUCGACCAUAGAACUCUGAAUGAGCCAUUUAGAAAAUGAACUGUGUUGUUGUUGUUUGGUAUCACUACUUUUUGUUCAAAGACCAAACUGUUCAGAAUCUCUCAAUGGCCAAAAUAAAUAAAACUGUAAAACUGUUAAA
Molecule: messenger RNA, 2585 nt
Organism: Boleophthalmus pectinirostris (great blue-spotted mudskipper)
Lineage: Eukaryota; Metazoa; Chordata; Actinopteri; Gobiiformes; Gobiidae
Product: eukaryotic translation initiation factor 5A-1
Exons: 5
Coding region: 322-789 (155 amino acids)
Biological process (GO): positive regulation of translational elongation; positive regulation of translational termination
Molecular function (GO): RNA binding; translation elongation factor activity; ribosome binding
Source: RefSeq, a predicted model, not a curated record